AAGGAGAUGAUGACAUCUCUGAAAACUACUUUGGUCAGCUACAUGCUAGAGUUGGAAGCAGAAUAUGGUCUCCCUGGAGCAUUUUAUUCUCCUUAGCUCUGCUAUUAUAGCAUGCCAAGGAACAUCGUCUACACAUGAAAAUAAGAAAGGUCACCAUGGUUAACAAUGGAAGAACAAUGAUUUCAAGCAUCACCCUCCUUUUAACAGGCACUUGUAAAGCACCAGGUCUGGAGAAUGGGCGUCAUGUGUUGAAUAAAGUUCUCUUUGAAGUUGGCGAAUGGCUGCAAUAUCAUUGUGAUGAAGGCUACAUGACUGCAGAGCGGAAUAUUGUGGAAAACGUACAAUGCCUUUCAUCUGGAUGGUCAGCGGUACCUCAGUGUUCUGGAAUCGUCUGUUCUUUUCAACCAAAGAGAGGUUCAGAUAAAUUACAUUUGGUUUACUCCAGUGGGCCGGUAGCAAAGUUUUCAUGUAAUGAUGGGUUUAUAUUGAAAGGAUCUGAAAUCAGCCAGUGUUACUACUAUGGGUGGGAUCCACCAUUACCAACAUGUCAAGAUUCCGGUGAAAGGGUUAAGUGCCCGCCACCACCACAACUGAUGAAUACCCAUGAGAUUACGCUCAAGAGUGUCUACUUCAGCGGAGACAAAGAAAUUAUCAAAUGCAAACCUGGGUUCCAGCUUUAUGGUGCCCAAUUGGUAAUUUGUAAAAAUGGACGUUGGACAUCGCCACCUCAAUGUGUUCUUUUGCAAGAAUGUGAUGAUCCUCCAUCUAUAUUGUUUGGAGCACUGGAUUCAGCGUCCAGAAAGCCAGCAUAUCACAGUGGAAGUGUUGUAAUGUAUAAGUGUAAUGAUGGUUUUGAAAUGACUGGGCUAAAUGAAAUCAUCUGCAUCAUGGGAAAGUGGUCUUCGCCUCCUACUUGUAUUAGUGAUGGCUGCCCGUUAUCAAAAGAGACAAUGAUAACAAGAGGCAUUGCUUUGGAAAAUGCCCCUGCUCAAAUUUCUGAAGGAGAAAGUGUGGAAUUUCAUUGCAUUGGAAAUAUGGUUCCAAGUCAGUCACUUAUGGUUACAUGUAAAGAUGGUAAAAUACAUUAUCCCCAAUGCGUCAACCCAGAUUCUGACUCCUGCCAACUGUCAAAAGAUAAAAUUGCACAGAAUAAUUUGGUGUUGCCAAAGAGUGCAUCCGUGGGCAAAGCGUAUCGCAAUGGUGAUAGAAUUCUUACUCAAUGUAAAUCCAAUUAUUUUCGGGCAUCUCCAAGUUUAAUAGUGGAAUGUUUAAAUGGAAAGAUGAUCUAUCCAAAAUGUGCUCAGGAAAAUGGCUGCCCGUUAUCAAAAGCGACAAUGAUAACAAGAGGCAUUGCUUUGGAAAAUGCCCCUGCUCAAAUUUCUGAAGGAGAAAGUGUGGAAUUUCAUUGCAUUGGAAAUAUGGUUCCAAGUCAGUCACUUAUGGUUACAUGUAAAGAUGGUAAAAUACAUUAUCCCCAAUGCGUCAACCCAGAUUCUGACUCCUGCCAACUGUCAACAGAUAAAAUUGCACAGAAUAAUUUAGUGUUGCCAAAGAGUGCAUCCGUGGGCAAAGCGUAUCGCAAUGGUGAUAGAAUUCUUACUCGAUGUAAAUCCAAUUAUUUUCGGGCAUCUCCAAGUUUAAUAGUGGAAUGUUUAAAUGGAAAGAUGAUCUAUCCAAAAUGUGCCCAGGAAAAACCUUGCCGGAUAAACCAAGAUAUAUUAGAUGAAAACUUUUUGGAAUUUGAUCCAAACUAUGAUUAUAAGGUGUACUUUGAGGAUGGAGAAAUCAUUCAUUUUGUGUGCAAAGCAGGAUACACUACUAUAACUGAAACAACUGGACUAUGUGUUAAAGAAGACAUUAUCUUCCCUGUUUGCCAUGAAAUCUUGCAGUGUAUUAUAUCGAUCAAACAAUCGCAUGGUCUAGCAGGCAUAUCGGGGAUCUACUUCCUCUGCCAUAGCAGUACACCAACUGCACAGUAUUUGCAGGUCUGGGGUCUGAUCAUUUAGAGAAUCAACUAAACUGGAUGAGAAGAGGAUAUGCUCUUGAAGAUGUGUUUUCUGAUCAAUAUAAUAGUAAGAAGUUCAUAUUAGAAAACUUACAGUGUAUAUGCAAAGAACUGAACUGAACAAAAGCUGAAGAAACAUUAUUUCUCAAUUUGAUAAUAUGAUAUAGCAUUAUUGUAUUACCUUAGUCAUGAUUUAAGGAGAAAAACAAAGUGUAACAUUUCUAAAAAAAAGUAAUAAAAUAAUGUAAAAUAA
Messenger RNA from Bufo gargarizans (Asiatic toad), 2258 nucleotides. RefSeq names its product complement factor H-like. The transcript has 13 exons. Bases 135 to 2006 code for a protein of 623 amino acids. The record is from RefSeq and is a predicted model, not a curated record. NCBI's taxonomy places the organism in Eukaryota, Metazoa, Chordata, Amphibia, Anura, Bufonidae.